AUGAGCAAGCAGGUGCGAUCGAUACGUUCCGCCGCCCACAAUAGCUCCCGGGCUCGUCUAUCUCUCGUCUCGCACAGGAACAUGGCAGCUGCUAUCACACAACAAGGGGUCGAGAAGGCCGCAAAGGAUCUGAGCAAUGGUCAUACCAAGGUCAACAACUGGUCGGCACCUGGAGGAGCUGCCUUCGACUUCCGCUCAGAUGUUAUGACCCGCCCGACCACCCGAAUGCUUGAAGCCAUCGCCGCAACCACCCUACAAGACGAUGUCUUUAUGGAAGACCCAACAUCCAACGACCUCGAGGCCUUCAUUGCGGACCUGACGGGCAAGGAGGAUGCGCUCUUUGUCUUGUCAGGUACCAUGGGUAACCAGGUCGCCUUGCGUACCCAGCUAUUGGCCCCUCCUCAUGCUGUCCUCACCGACCAUCGCUCACACAUUGUUCAAUGGGAGGCUGGUGGUGUCGCAAGUAUGUGCGGUGCUCUGAUUCAGGCCGUCGUACCCGCCAACAACAAAUACCUGACCCUGGAAGACGUCAAGAAGUAUGCUGUCAUAAGCAAUGAUAUCCACGCUUGUCCGACAAAGGUCCUGAGUCUGGAAAACACCCUCAACGGCAUCGUGACUCCUCUCAAAGAGUUCCAGCGUAUCAGCGCUUGGGCCAAGGAGAACGGUAUUCUCAUGCAUCUUGAUGGUGCGAGACUGUGGGAGGCUGUGGCCUCGGGUGCUGGCUCUUUGAAGGACUACUGUGCUUGUUUCGAUUCUAUCUCGCUCUGCUUCAGUAAAGGUCUAGGUGCACCUAUCGGCAGUAUACUUGUUGGAACCAAGAAGUUCCGUGAGAGAGCCCGCUGGAUCAGGAAGAGCAUUGGUGGUGGGUUGCGUCAAGCAGGUGUAGUCACUGCUGCUGCUCGUGUUGCCGUUGAAGACACUUAUCUUGGAGGCAAGCUGUCUGCCAGCCAUGAUAGAGCGCGCCAAAUUGCUGCCAUGUGGGAGAAGCUAGGUGGUAAAACAUCGAACCCUGUCGAGACCAACAUGUGCUGGCUGGACCUUGACGCUGCUGGCAUCAGCGUCGAGGAUUUUAUCGCAGCUGGCGAGAAGGUUGGCUUGAGACUGGGAGGUGGUCGCCUUGUUGUACACUACCAGAUUGAUGAAGAAGCCGUGAAGCGUCUGGAAACCCUCAUGGAGGCUGUGCUUAAAGGCAAGAAGCUCGAAGGCACAGUUGACAUCGAUCCUAAGGACAUGAACAUUAAAGUCGAGUAG
Molecule: messenger RNA, 1251 nt
Organism: Aureobasidium namibiae CBS 147.97
Lineage: Eukaryota; Fungi; Ascomycota; Dothideomycetes; Dothideales; Saccotheciaceae
Exons: 2
Coding region: 1-1251 (416 amino acids)
Biological process (GO): glycine biosynthetic process; L-threonine catabolic process
Cellular component (GO): cytosol
Molecular function (GO): L-allo-threonine aldolase activity
Source: RefSeq, a predicted model, not a curated record